CGAACACAAUCAAUCCAUCAAUCAGUCGGUCUAUUUCCCGCCUUCGUCCUGCUGGCCAUGACAACACUCGUCGUGGAACAAUCCAUACACACCACUGCACUACUCUAGACGGACAGCGGGGCGCAACGAAGGAGCAGGACCCAGACAACGACGCCCUGGAAGAUGAAGUCGUGAGAGGCUGAGAACUCGCCAUUGCCACAAUAUCCAUACCGCCACCAGCUACUACUUGCCCAACAACAACUCCCAUUCAGGCUCCCAAAGCACCAUGGGCUCAGCAGACAGACCAGGCCCGACUCCCCAGGCGACACUGGAGCAUUUCCAGGCGAUACCAUGGUGCAGACCGCACCUGACAGACCAGGCAUUUCGGCGGGUGAACAUGUCUCGCACGCUGACGCAGCCGGGCCACGGCCACUCGCUGAUGGCCGCGACGUGGAACACGGACACGACCAUCACGCACCUGCUCUCGAUGUACCGGCCUCCUGCGCGACCAGACGCUGCACAACCAGACCAGGCGGGCGAAGUGCGGCGCUUCUACACGUUCGGGUCGGGCAUGAACGCGCACCCGGACACGCUGCACGGCGGCGUCAUCGCCACCGUGCUGGACAGCACCAUGGGCAACGUCAUCGGGCAGCAACUGCCCACCCGCGCGCCGACCUUCACGGUCGCCCUGAACGUGUCGUACAGGAAGCCCGUCGCCACGCCGGGCACCAUCAUGGCCAGGGCGUGGAUCACAAAGGUCGACGGGCGGAAGAUCUGGGUGCACGGCGUCGUCGAGGAUGGGCGGGGCAAUCUUCACGCAGAGGCUGAUGGGAUGUGGCUUCGGGCCAAGGCGAAGCUAUAGGCAUAGACGCGCAUGAUGGGGAAAGGGGGGGACGAAUAUGGUAGAGGUUGCGUAUCAGAGUUUGCUCUUCUAUAG
Molecule: messenger RNA, 916 nt
Organism: Cladophialophora immunda
Lineage: Eukaryota; Fungi; Ascomycota; Eurotiomycetes; Chaetothyriales; Herpotrichiellaceae
Exons: 1
Coding region: 266-841 (191 amino acids)
Source: RefSeq, a predicted model, not a curated record